Messenger RNA from Olea europaea var. sylvestris, 865 nucleotides. RefSeq names its product magnesium-dependent phosphatase 1. The record is from RefSeq and is a predicted model, not a curated record. Gene Ontology annotation, molecular function: acid phosphatase activity. The transcript has 4 exons. NCBI's taxonomy places the organism in Eukaryota, Viridiplantae, Streptophyta, Magnoliopsida, Lamiales, Oleaceae. Bases 85 to 654 code for a protein of 189 amino acids.
UCUUCCAAUACACGGGAUAGCAGAAUCAACAAACAAUCGAGUGAGCGACGUAAAGUAGAGACACAGCGUCUGACUGAGAGAGAGAUGGGAGACGAAGGGGUGAAGAACGAAGCAAUGGAGAUAAUGGGUCUCUUCCAAGUGCUGCCUCGUCUUGUCGUCUUUGAUCUCGAUUACACACUCUGGCCUUUCUACUGUGAAUGUCGCUCGAAGCGUGAAAUGCCAUCACUGUAUCCUCAUGCCAAAGGAAUAUUAUAUGCACUCAAGGACAAGGGCGUUAAUCUUGCCAUUGCCUCAAGAUCGCCAACUCCAGAUAUAGCAAACACUUUUCUGGAUAAAUUGGGGAUAAAACCAAUGUUUGUAGCUCAGGAGAUAUUUUCGAGUUGGACACACAAGACUGAACACUUUCAAAGAAUUAAGCAGACGACUAGAAUUCCAUACAAUGAAAUGCUCUUUUUCGAUGACGAGGAUCGAAACAUAGAAGCAGUUUCUAAAAUGGGCGUGACAAGCAUCUUGGUGCAUAAUGGCGUGAAUCUAGGUGCUCUGAGACAGGGGCUCACUAAGUUUACGCAGAAUCUGGAAUCAUCUGAAAGGAACAAACAAAGGUGGCAGAAUUUUUCACGAAAAUCAAGUUCAUCAGAAAGAGACCAAUCCUAAAUUCUCCUUGCAUCUGAAAGUUAUGUUCACUUUUAUUCUUGAAUUGAUGAUACUCUACCAGAGAUGUAUGAUCUUUCAAACUCUAAAAGCAAGUAAAAUUAGUUUGCUUAAUUUUUUUCCCCGAACAUGUUCGACUGCAUAAUUUAUCUUGUAAGUGAAACGUUAUUUUAGAGAUACUUCAAAAAUUAAGUUCAGUUACUGCUUUUUUCAA